Messenger RNA from Medicago truncatula (barrel medic), 1074 nucleotides. Its product is annotated as OVARIAN TUMOR DOMAIN-containing deubiquitinating enzyme 3. The record is from RefSeq and is a predicted model, not a curated record. NCBI's taxonomy places the organism in Eukaryota, Viridiplantae, Streptophyta, Magnoliopsida, Fabales, Fabaceae. The coding region runs from base 141 to 830 and encodes 229 amino acids. Gene Ontology annotation, molecular function: cysteine-type deubiquitinase activity. Gene Ontology annotation, cellular component: nucleus; cytosol. Gene Ontology annotation, biological process: endoplasmic reticulum unfolded protein response; protein deubiquitination; ERAD pathway. The transcript is spliced from 8 exons.
AAAGUAAAAAAAAAAAAAAAAAAAUGUUAUUCAAAUUUUGGUGACAGAAGUUCAAUACACUGACACACUGGAUUACAUCCUUCCUUCUCCAUAGAGUGAGGAAGUUUUUUUCCUCUCCCAGUUCCAAUUCCUCAAACUCCAUGGCGCAAAAGCUUCUCAACGACUCAGAGAAUGAUGAUAACAUUCUUAAGCAGUUGAAAGAUGGUACAGCAAAAUUUGAGAUUGUUUCUUCACCGGUUGCUUCAGUUGUUUCUCGAUUUAAUCGGAAUUCAAGCUUAUUUGGUGUUGGAAAUUGUAGUACUCACUUUUUCGCUAGAAUUGGUUCGUCAAUUGGUGGACAGUCUACAGCAAUGAAGAAACUUGAGCGUUUUUCAGUUCAGAAGGUUACAGGGGAUGGGAGGUGUCUGUUUCGUGCUCUGGUCAAAGGAAUGGCUCACAACAAGGGAAUGGCUCUUAACCAACGCGAGGAGAGAGAAAAUGCAGAUGAACUAAGAAUGGCAGUCAAAGAAGCUAUAUGUGAAAAUGUAGGAGAUCGCAAGUUAUAUGAAGAAGCCAUCAUUGCUGUCACGGUUGAUGAGCCUUUACAGCGUUACUGCAGGCGGAUUGGCCAACCUGAUUUCUGGGGAGGAGAAUCAGAACUACUGGUACUGUCAAAGUUAUGUAAGCAGCCAAUUAUUGUGUAUAUACCAGAGCAUGAGCAUAGAGGCGGUGGUUGGGGAUCUGGUUUCAUUCCGAUUGCCGAGUAUGGAAGUGAAUUUAAAAAGGGUUCUAGCAGAAAAGCUGUGCGGCUAUUGUUCAGCGGUAAAAACCAUUAUGACCUUCUGUUAUGAGGAUUUGUAUCGGCGAAGGAGGAAAAAGAACUAUAUCAUCAAUAUGAUUCUAGCCAUACUCAGAGUUUCACUUCUGUUUUUAAAACCUUGUUUUCCCAUGAGUGUAGAUACUCUCACAUUAAUUACCUUCCCAUUAGGGUAAUUAUCAUUUGAUAUUACUCUUGUAAUACAUUUGUCCCAAAUUGUAAGUUAGUUUGAUAAUUUAUAAUUGGGGUAAUAGUCAUUUUGGUACCAGAAUUUGUAA